Serpula lacrymans var. lacrymans S7.9 is the source of this 1527-nucleotide messenger RNA. RefSeq lists its product as uncharacterized. The record is from RefSeq and is a predicted model, not a curated record. Gene Ontology annotation, molecular function: monooxygenase activity; oxidoreductase activity, acting on paired donors, with incorporation or reduction of molecular oxygen; iron ion binding. Bases 1 to 1527 code for a protein of 508 amino acids. The transcript is spliced from 13 exons. Lineage: Eukaryota; Fungi; Basidiomycota; Agaricomycetes; Boletales; Serpulaceae.
AUGGCGAACUAUCUACUAUCCUUGCCAUACAGCGUCACGGGAAGUCUUGUAGUUUUUUCUACCUAUUGCAUAUGGCGCUCCUAUUUUUCUCGCCGAUACAAGCUUCCUCCAGGCCCACGACCAGACCCCAUCAUUGGCAACCUCCGUCAAUUUCCCAAAGGUAACCAGCCAGAGGUUUUCCGUGAGUGGGGAAAGGAGUUCGGCGAUAUCAUCUACGCACAGAUAUUUGGGCGAGGUGUAUUGGUGCUGAACUCUAUACGAGCAGCCAAUGACCUACUGGAGAAGAGGGGUUCGAUUUAUUCUGAUAGGCCACGACAGGUCGCAUUUGGCGAACUGUUGGGAAUGGAGACAGUCUUAUCUCUAAUGCCCUAUGGUGAACCUUUUAGGAGGCAUCGACGUCUCAUACAAGAUCACUUCAAUCGCUCCAUGGUAGAAUCAUUCCGUCCACUUGUAACGCAAGAAAUACAUCACCUCCUCAAUGGGUUUUUGACAAGGCCCGAGUUAUUUGCGACACAUAUCAGAAGAUUUGCGGCGGGCACGAUAAUGCAAAUCACAUAUGGUCACACCGUUGAAUCUAUAGACGAUCAAUAUGUCAAGCUAGCAGACGACGCAUUAAAUGCAUCUAUCGAUUAUGGUUCCGCAGGAUCAGAGAUUGUGGACCUCAUUCCUGUUUUGAAGUAUCUACCAAAAUGGAUGCCUGGCGCUGGUUUUAAACGGCGAGCUGCUGUAGUCCGCAAACUCGUUCGUGCAAUGAUGGAAACACCCUUCGAGAUGGUCAAAAAGAAGAAGAGCCUUGGAACUUGCCAACCAUGUUUCACCUUAUCGUUACUAGAGAACCAAAAGAAGACGCACGGUCGCAUGGAUCCUGCUGAAGCUGAAGAGGACAUGAUAGCGAUCGCUGCGACGUUGCACACCUUCAUACUGGCCAUGACGAUGUACCCGGAUAUUUACAAAAAGGCUCAGGAAGAAAUCGAUCAAGUGACUGGUGCCUCUCGACUCCCGAACAUUGAGGAUAGGCCAGAACUUCCUUACCUAAACUGUAUCAUGAAGGAAGUACACCGGUGGAACCCUCCUGCCCAGCUUGCUUUGCCACACAAACUCAUGACCAAGGAUGAUGAGUAUCGCGGGUAUUUCAUCCCUCAAGGUACUACAGUGAUCGCAAACGUCCGGGGAAUGCUGCAAGACCCCGAAAUAUAUCCCGAGCCAGAAAAGUUCCGUCCAGAACGGUUCAUGGAGAUGACUGCAGAAGACGCUGAGCGAUAUGAUCCUCGGGGGCCUGUGUUCGGAUUUGGACGACGCGCAUGUCCAGGAAAAUUAUUUGCAGACAUGCAAUUCUUUCUAACAGCCUCGCGUAUCACCGCCACCUUUGAUAUAUUAGCCUUGCCCGACGAAAACGGGAAAGGACCCUCUGCAGCCUUCGUUGGUAUUUCUGUCAGUCAUCCACGGCCGUUCAAAUGCGACAUCAAGCCUCGUUCUGAGAGCUGUCGUCAACUGAUCCUGGAAGAAGAUGAAGCAGGUGGUGUAUGA